Haliotis rufescens (red abalone) is the source of this 922-nucleotide messenger RNA. Its product is annotated as peptidyl-tRNA hydrolase 2, mitochondrial-like. Gene Ontology annotation, cellular component: cytosol; mitochondrion. Bases 330 to 842 code for a protein of 170 amino acids. Lineage: Eukaryota; Metazoa; Mollusca; Gastropoda; Lepetellida; Haliotidae. The transcript is spliced from 5 exons. The record is from RefSeq and is a predicted model, not a curated record. Gene Ontology annotation, molecular function: peptidyl-tRNA hydrolase activity.
AUCCGCCGGCUUUAUUAUUAUAGCUUUCAACACGUGAAGUAAAACUUGUGCGAGUUGAUCAGCUUAUUCUGUUACCAACUGAUUAGUCCGUUAAACUGUAAUCAUUUAUUCGCAUGAACAUGCUUUUGAGUACGUUCAUAACUAGGUCAGACUGUAGUUCUCUUUGUAAAAUCUAUACAUGUUAGAGCCAAGUUUACACAUCCAGACUUCCAAUACAAUACACAAUUAUCACUGAUUAUACAGUUAGCACAUCAGUGGACACAAUUGCACAACGCUGGAUCAUACCAUAUCAGGACUAAGCGUUUUACUUCGCUUGAAGCAAGAAAAAGAUGUUGUCAAUUGAUCAGAAACAGACAGCAACAUUCGUGUUGGGCCUUGGAAUUGGUAUUGCAGUUGGCUGGAUUUUCAAGGCAAGGUCUGCCAGGCGAAUCAAGUUCACGUCAAAUAAUUCAGAUGAUUUAUCCCGCCCUCUCUUGGCUUCUGACUCGGGAGAAUACAAAAUGGUGAUCGUCGUCCGCACUGACCUCAAGAUGGGGAAGGGGAAGAUUGCAGCUCAGUGUGCUCAUGCUGCUGUAGCCGGGGCUGAGAAGGCAUUUCGUAACAACCAGGACCAUCUGUAUAAGUGGCGGUCAAGCGGUCAGCCUAAAGUAGUGGUCAAGACAGAUGAUGAACCAUCCUUGUUAGCGCUGGCAAAGUCGGCCCAGUCAGCAGGUCUGACGACAAGCAUCAUCCAGGAUGCAGGACGCACCCAGAUAGCUCCAGGGUCAAGGACAGUGCUGGGGGUCGGACCAGGCCCUUCCGAACUUGUGGACAGAGUGACUGGACAUCUCAAGCUGUUGUGACCAUCUCUUGUACAUUAUGCACAUUUAACUGUAAAUAAUAAAUUGUACUCUUGGAUUUUUAAUAAAUCUUAACACAAAAA